Molecule: messenger RNA, 840 nt
Organism: Papaver somniferum (opium poppy)
Lineage: Eukaryota; Viridiplantae; Streptophyta; Magnoliopsida; Ranunculales; Papaveraceae
Product: protein FAR1-RELATED SEQUENCE 1-like
Exons: 1
Coding region: 1-840 (279 amino acids)
Biological process (GO): regulation of DNA-templated transcription
Molecular function (GO): zinc ion binding
Source: RefSeq, a predicted model, not a curated record
AUGAACUCAUUUUUUGAUGGAUACCUUGGUCCAAAAACAACUUUGAAACAAUUUGUGGAGCAAUUUGAACGUGCAACGAGGGAUAAGGCAGAGAAAGAGAUUGUUGCUGAUGCAGAAUCGUCUUCCAAACUGAUUCCUACUGCUACAUUUUUUGAAAUGGAAAAACAGAUGCAGGGACUAUAUACUUUGUCAAAGUUUAAAGAUUUUCAAAAUGAACUGACUUCGAAAAUGUAUUGUGAACUUAUCAAACAAGAAGAGGAUCCUCCCGGAACAUUUAAGUAUGUUACUCGUGCAAGUGUAUGGAUCGAGGGGAUUGAUGAGCAAAAGAUUGAAAAACAGUUUAAGUUUGAUGUGAUUUUUUAUUCAAAUGACUGCGACGUUUCUUGUAGUUGUCGGAUGUUUGAGUUUGAAGGAAUAUUAUGUAGACAUGCGCUUAAUGUAUUAAUCAGGCAUGGAAUUAAGUUGAUACCUGACAAAUACAUAAAGAAAAGAUGGAGGAAAGAUGUGAAAAGGUCUCACACAAGUAUGAAAGCUAAUACUGGGUUUUGGAAAAACACUGUUGAACGUGAUCGUUAUAAUAACUUGAGUAUUCUUUUCAGUGAGGUUGCAGACAUGACAGUAAAAUCGGAACUUUCUUUCAAUGAUGUUAAGCAACUGUUGGUCAUACAAUUGGAUUUACUAAAAAAGAAUAAUGAAAUUCAGGAGAUUGAAACAAAGAGUCUUACCACUAAUGAGAAGUGUACAACGGUGCAGGAGAUUGAAACAAAGAGUCCUACCACUAAUGAUGAUGCGGUAGUUGCGGAUGUACUUAAUUCUAAGGAGAAACCAAAAGGACCAUGA